This is a messenger RNA of Sycon ciliatum, 1514 nucleotides long. Its product is annotated as vacuolar protein sorting-associated protein 37A-like. Gene Ontology annotation, biological process: protein targeting to membrane; ubiquitin-dependent protein catabolic process via the multivesicular body sorting pathway; protein targeting to vacuole. NCBI's taxonomy places the organism in Eukaryota, Metazoa, Porifera, Calcarea, Leucosolenida, Sycettidae. Bases 404 to 907 code for a protein of 167 amino acids. Gene Ontology annotation, cellular component: ESCRT I complex. The record is from RefSeq and is a predicted model, not a curated record. The transcript is spliced from 10 exons.
UUUUCGCGUUUUGUUGUCAUCUUCGUUCUUCUCCCCUCAAAGUUCCGCCUCACUCUCAGCUCACUUCGACUCUUGCUCGGUUGUACCAAGGCCAAGAGCAUUUUCAGAACAUUCUCCUCUUCGUGUCCUACCUAUUUUGUACCUGUGUGUGUGUGUGGCUGUAAUUUUUUCUAUUCACGGGCAAGCGUUUUUUUGGCGUGAAAACAUCGAGAUCAGAAAAACAGAUCCUAAUAGCUUUCCUUCUGGAACUCCAGCUGCUCCCCGUAGAUCUAUCCUCUGGCCCGUAGGGUAGAAUUUGGUUGAUUCCAGUGUGUUCCAUUCUGUAUUCGCGUCUCCAAGUCCAGCAGCCACAUAAGACGUGGACAAGACUCCCAACAGGUCGUGUUGUUGCACUCGGCUGGAGAUGGCAGGCAACACUUCGUUUCCCGAGCUCCAACGAUUACCAAUUGAUGAAAUUCAGCGUCUGUUGGACGAUGAUACUGCGCUGUUGAACUUCUUCUCAACUUUACCCCAGGUGAAGGCCAUUCAGGAUCGCCGUGAAGCACUGGCCAAGGAAGUCGAGGAGCAAGCACGAAAGAACAUGGAGAGGAAGCCGGAAUAUGAAGAAAAGCGACAACAACUCUCCGAUACGUAUGAUGAGCUCACAACGAUGCGUCAGACGUACGACCAGUUAGUUCAGCGUCAGGCCGAUCUCUCGGAGAAAUACUCACCGCCGAUGAUCCUCACUCAGCUGCGUAUUGAUGCCAGUGCUGUAGAUGAGGAGGCUGAGCAAGUGGCAGAAUCCUUCCUGUCCGGGAGUUUAUCAGUGGAUGAGUUUGUAUCACAGUUUAUGGAGAAGAAAAAGUUGAGUCACACACGGCAUGCAAAAGUUGAAAAGCUCAGUGCAAGAGUCGAGGGGCGCUGGUGAGGAUUGCUGGUGGCGUGUCGAGUAGGUCGGUCGCCAUUCACAACAACUCUACUGCAACUGGCCUGCACCGCGCAGCAGGUCUCCGCCUAUGCAUUCAUUGUGAUGGGGUGUCAGAGAGUAUGCGUACAUGUACUACCAUACAUACUAUCCUUGAACGUGGUGUAUAACCAGUGAAGUUAUUGAACUGCUCAUGAAAUUGUCACUCAAUACAAGCUUACCCAUCAACCAUAAUAAGUCGUCCAUCAUCAGAAGCAGCAUGAAACACUCAACACACAGUCAUUGCAACUGCAACAUAUUUUCUGGAAAUAAGUGUCAACGUGUUGCUCGUCUGCCGUGUUGCCCUACUCGCUAUUAUAAUUAUUUCCGUGCAGUUCUGAGAUUUUCUGGCUCUGGUAACAUUGUAGUUUAGCAGUUACCUGUCACAUGAUCACUCCCUGUAGUCACCUGUGUGUUUUGAGUUCAUUUGAGACCUUUUUUUUAUUUGGAGCAUAUUUUUUGAAGUACUAACACUGCGUUCCUUCAAAACUCUUGUUUGGAGGGAGGGAGUAUUCGGGUGGCAAGUUUAGACGUUGGUUUAACAAAGUGAGUUUGUACUCUUGCUGGUGUA